Emys orbicularis (European pond turtle) is the source of this 948-nucleotide messenger RNA. RefSeq names its product ankyrin repeat domain 1 (gene ANKRD1). NCBI's taxonomy places the organism in Eukaryota, Metazoa, Chordata, Testudines, Emydidae. The coding region runs from base 1 to 948 and encodes 315 amino acids. The transcript is spliced from 9 exons. The record is from RefSeq and is a predicted model, not a curated record. Gene Ontology annotation, molecular function: protein binding.
AUGAUGAUGCUGAAAGUAGAGGAGCUGGUGACAGGGAAGAAGAGUGACAAUAAAGAGACUGGAGAUUUCCUUCCUGAGGACUUCAAAAAUGGAGAGUACGAAACUGCUGUAAGAUUAGAGAAACAAGAAGACCUGAAAACACUCCCUGAACACUCCCUGACCCGAGGAAACCUGACCUAUGAAAAGGAGAAAAAGCUACAGGCAGAGAUCAAGAAGAAAAAGCUAGAGGAGAGACCAAAACUUGAAAACUUGCAAGAUCUUGAAAAAAUUAUUCAGCUGAAGAAAAGGAAAAAAUGCACAAAAGUGAAAGUGCCCGUUUUAAAGGAACCUGAACCAGAAGUUAUUACAGGACCAGUGGAUGUACCUACAUUUUUAAAAGCUGCACUGGAGAAUAAAUUGCCAGUAAUUGAAAAAUACCUGUCAGACAAAGGGGAUCCAGAUGCUUGUGAUAAGUAUCAACGCACUGCAUUGCACAGAGCAUGCUCAGAAGGACAUCUGACGCUGGUGGAAAAGUUAGUUGAAGCUGGAGCCCAACUUGAGUUCCAAGAUAUGCUUGAAUCUACUGCUCUUCACUGGGCAUGUCGUGGGGGAAGCCUGGAAGUUCUGAAAUUCCUGCUCAACAAAGGAAUAAACAGAAACGCCAGAGACAAGUUGCUCAGUACACCUUUGCAUGUAGCUGUGAGGACGGGUCAGUGUGAAUGUGCUGAGCACCUCAUUGCCUGUGAAGCAGAUCUCAAUGCCAAAGACAGAGAAGGAGACACCCCACUUCAUGAUGCAGUGAGGCUGAAUCGUUAUAAAAUGAUUAGACUCCUGAUUAUGUAUGGAGCAAAUCUACAUAUAAAGAACCGUGUAAAGAAAACCCCUAUGGAUCUUGUUCUUCAGUGGCAGAAUGGCACCAAAGAGAUAUUCAACAGCCUUAAACAGAACUCCCAUAUAAACACAUUCUGA